Molecule: messenger RNA, 3392 nt
Organism: Meleagris gallopavo (turkey)
Lineage: Eukaryota; Metazoa; Chordata; Aves; Galliformes; Phasianidae
Gene: RFNG
Product: RFNG O-fucosylpeptide 3-beta-N-acetylglucosaminyltransferase
Biological process (GO): pattern specification process
Cellular component (GO): Golgi membrane
Molecular function (GO): O-fucosylpeptide 3-beta-N-acetylglucosaminyltransferase activity
Source: RefSeq, a predicted model, not a curated record
UGGCCUGCGAGGAGGGUCCGCCUGGGGCCGCCCGGCGGCUCGGGCAGGGAGAGCCUGGAGCUGAAGGACAUCUUUAUUGCGGUGAAAACGACGAGGAAGUAUCACAAGACCCGGCUGGAGCUGCUGUUCCAAACCUGGAUCUCCCGGGCGAGAGGACAGACGUUCAUAUUCACAGACUGGGAGGAUCGAGAGCUGCGCCUGAAAGCAGGGGAUCAUAUGAUCAACACCAACUGUUCUGCUGUCCACACCCGGCAAGCUCUGUGCUGCAAGAUGUCUGUGGAAUAUGAUAAAUUCCUGGAAUCUGGACAAAAGUGGUUUUGCCAUGUGGAUGAUGACAACUAUGUGAAUCCACGGACUCUCUUGCGUCUCUUAUCUGCCUUCUCACCCAGCCAGGAUGUCUACGUGGGGCGACCGAGUCUGGACCAUCCCAUUGAAGCAGCUGACCACGUCCAAAGCGAUGGAUCAAAGACAAGCGUGAAAUUCUGGUUUGCCACAGGUGGAGCAGGAUUCUGUAUCAGCAGAGGUCUUGCUCUGAAGAUGAGCCCCUGGGCCAGCCUGGGUAACUUCAUCAGUACUGCAGAAAGAGUGCGUCUUCCUGAUGACUGCACGAUUGGCUACAUCAUCGAAGGGCUGCUUGAAGUAAAGCUGCUGCACAGCCCAUUGUUCCAUUCCCAUCUGGAAAAUUUGCAGAGACUACAGGGCGAGUCUGUGCUGCAACAGGUAACUCUAAGUUAUGGGGACCCCGAGAACAAACACAAUGUUGUGAGUGUGGGAGGAGUGUUUGGACUUCAGCAAGACCCAACCAGAUUUAAAUCUGUCCACUGUCUUCUCUAUCCUGACACUAUUUGGUGCCCCAAUAAGAAGAUGUCAUAACUUUUGACCAGUCGUUGACACCUUUAUCCUACCUACUUUGCAUAAAGCAAGAGUUGUGAUGGGCUUUUUUUCUUCUGGGACACAAACAGACGUAUCUAAGAAGGAGGUAGACUUUGUACAGAAGCAAGACUGACUGGGUAAUUAUGGCAAGAAGGCAUUUAUUCAGCUGCAGCCUGGGACAUUCCAGAGAAGAAAAUCUUCUGUUUCUUGUCCAGUGGCUCUUCAUAUGAUGGCUCCAGUCAUAGCUGUACAAGUCACUUUAUGCUUUCAUCUGAUGUCACAUGAGCCCUGUUUAUCAUGUGAAUCUGUGCUCGGAUACAUCCUAGGCGAAUGCAGUACUUAGAAUGAUAGCAUCCUUACUGCUGUUAGCAGCUUUCAGAGACCGUUGUCUUGAAGCUGGAGUGUUUAAGCAGACUGCAGUCCCAUGGUGAUGGGGGGAUGAAGUUUCUGCUUGUCUUCUUUGUGAACAGGACUUAAGAACUGCUGUGGCAUGCCGUAUUAUGCCUCCUCCACCUGUGAGCUGAAACGUGGUCUGUUUGUAAACACCAGAAGUCCAGGAAUUGCUAAGGUAGACAAGGGUGAAAGCCUUUGUCGUGGGAAAAACCCCAUGUAAGGGUAAACUGACUCAGGACUGCAUGAGAGUUGCUUACAGUGCACGUUCUUCCCAGCAGUCUUUGUGUACCUCCCAUGGAGGUGAUUGUCAGACUUGGCACUCUUACCACUGAAUGGCAGUGGCUGUUGAAUAUGAUGGUGGUCUGCUAGGUCCAAGACUAUUCCCUUGGUAUUUGAUACUGAAGAAGUAUUUGCCAGACUAGUUGGUAACUGUUUCUCCUCCUUUGCCCUCAGCAGGUUAGGUGAGCUAGAGCACGCCCAUUGGCUGAUGAAACACCCUGUUUUUGAAGUUGUGCUGUAUCCUUUACUGCCUGUGAGGGAGGAGGAAUGCUAGAUAGCUGUAGCACCAAGAAGGUUUUUGAUGAUAUCAUUUGAGGUCUUUUAAUGGUGUGUUUGUGGUUACCCCACUUCAGCUUCUUGAGGUAACCUUUUGAGACCGGUGUUUAUUUUUACUCUACAUCUUAAUGUUUCAGUAAGUAAUUCCAGCUCUUGGUAAAAGGAAACUGUAUGCUGAUAGAAAAGCAGGAGUCCAAUGCUGUAGCAAUAUCACCUGCUGCUGGAUUAUAAGUUAAAUAGGCUUAGUUUUGAAAAUGGAAGAAUUGAAACUUCAUAUGUUUAGUUUUAUUGCUCCCAACUUUGCCUUUGUGCAAUCUAUACCUGACGUGAAGAACAGCAUACAAAUGAUUUUGUAAAACCACUGAUUACUUUCAAACUCUUCAGAAAAUACUUGCAGGCUUAGUGCUAGAGGCUGAGUUUGGUGGAGAAUAAUAGCAUGAUGUUGUAUAACCUGAAACUAUGACUAAUGGCUAGAAUUCGGACCUAGCAAGUUUCAGAUUUCUAUCAGCUGUGCUGAGCUGUGCAUUUCAGCUAGUUGCUUAACUUCUUCCCAUUUGAAAAGUGGUAUCGUGUAGGCAAACACCUGCAGCGUAUUCAAGUAUGAAAUGUAGUGUAGGUGUCAGCCUCCUGUAAUAUAAUAUUCUCUGCUUUCUGUUUUUAAAGCAAACCUUUCAACAACUGGAUACAUUGUCCUCUUUGCAUGAUUUUAUUUAAUUUUACAGAGGAGCAAACAAGCUGACUACUUGCUACAGUCCAACAGCUUGUUCUUAAAUUUCUUUUCCUUUAUCUGCUAAGGCAGUGCUUUGACCAUGAAAUUCCAGCACAGGAAUAAGAGUGCUGCAGGCAAUUGGAUCAAAGUCCAGCACAGUGGCUGUUUCAAAACAGGAACAUCUGUAAUACUGACAGCCUGUUACAGAGCCUGGAGGACUUGUGGCAGGGUAGGUUGUGGGAUGUUCUACCUCUCCAUUGGGUGUUCUGCUCACUAGAACUGAGAUGUCCUGUGGUUCAAUGAUAUGUCAUUAAUAGCUCUGGAGAUCACUGGUAUCUAUAUAAACACUUUUUAAAAAACAUUUGGUGGGUUCUUGUUUUCAACCUCCUCGUAGCAAAAAGUUGUGAAGCUGCAUAAGCACUUGGUGAGACUUCAUCCUCAGUGAUCUCUGAGUUCUGCUAGAGCUUUUCUUCCCCUCCUACUAAAAGCAGCCUCCUGUCAGAUACUCCAGACAGCACAAGCUGGGUAGUGAUUAUGUAGCAAACUGCAGUUCAAAAAUGACAGCACUUCAUACUGAUGGCAGCAAAACUGAGUAGAAGUCCCAUACUGCAGUCACUUCCCAUCCUAAAUGGAGUUUGCUGCUUCUUUGUCAUGCCUAAUGCUGGUAGGGUGCUUAUCGAGCUGAAAAAGGACCACAUUCUUCUGUAUGACAAUGCAGGAUUGUUUGUGUUCAAGCUUCUUGUAAGGUUUCUCUUGUUCACAGUACAGUAGGCUCUGUAGAUAUACUGGGAUGCAGCUUCUUAAACUACUGUCUCAUACGUAAAAUGAUUCUAUGAAGUAAAUAUUUAAGAAUGUCAUAACA